This is a messenger RNA of Papaver somniferum (opium poppy), 1332 nucleotides long. Its product is annotated as ATG8-interacting protein 1-like. Bases 173 to 1048 code for a protein of 291 amino acids. The record is from RefSeq and is a predicted model, not a curated record. The transcript is spliced from 3 exons. Gene Ontology annotation, cellular component: intracellular membrane-bounded organelle. NCBI's taxonomy places the organism in Eukaryota, Viridiplantae, Streptophyta, Magnoliopsida, Ranunculales, Papaveraceae.
AUCUUCUUCUAAACUAUCUCUGUAUAAAUACUCUCUCUCUCAUCGUCAGCUAAUUCUUUCUUCUUCGUCAGUUCUUCCCAAAUUUCUCAUGCGAAAUCCCCCCAGAUUUUCCCACUUUGAGAGAUCUCACUGUAUAAAAACCUCACAUCUUCUGGAACACUAGGUUUGGGAAAUGGAGGAUGAGAAAGAUGUUAAGGGAACUUCUACACGUGAGUGGGAAGUUGUGACUUUAACAGCAUCAACUUAUGCUGCUGCUCCAGGACCAGAAAGCUUAGAGUCAAGUGAUGGUAAUCAGAUGGAUGUCAAUGAUGAUGAAGAAACAUCUCGGGCAAUGUUCAUGUCUGGACAUUUUGUGUUUCCUCCAAGCCAGCACGAAAAUUUACCGUUGUUGUCUGAUGAGAAUGAGAAUGAAAAGGCUGGAUAUGAAAUGGAUGUAGGGGGUUCUGACAAAAACGAUGAAGAAAAUUGGAAUGCUAGAAGAAUGGCAGGUUCAGAUGAGUUACAUGGAAUUCAGUUUUUUGAUGAAAGCGGUAAGAGGUUAUCUGUUCGGCCGUCUGAGUUUGAGGAGGAGAGGUCUCUGCUUGGCCUAGAUUUGAAUGACAAAGAGCAGAGUAUCUAUGAUGCUUCAACCCUUAGCUCGAUUCACAAUGAAGCAGAUAUAAGCAGAUCGAAUUUAUAUGAUGAAAACUCAUCUGUUCCUGAAUCUAGUGAUCCAGUACUGUCAAACCAAGAUUCUUUGAGUCCUACAAAUGUGAACAAAUUCAAUGAAUCUGGCCUUCCUUGUGAAGCAUGGUGGAAAAGGCGCGCAGCUUCCUUGAUUGCGCAAGCAAAGGAUGCAAACGCCAUUUGGUCGGUUGUUGUUGCUGCAACUUUGAUGGGGCUUGUAAUCCUUGGACAACGGUGGCAAUCUCAGCAUGUCAAGUGGCAAACCAUUGUUGGUGAUGAGAGGAUGGCCAGGAUGUUAGGCCCCAUAUCUCGAUUAAAAGAUGUUUUUGUUAGCAGUCAUGGAUCUGGUAAUCUCAUCAAAGUAGUUCGAAAUGAUCUUUAAGACAAUGACUAAAAGAAAAAAGAGCACGGCAGGAAGUACAGAAGUAGAGAUACUUUAUAAGCUAGUUCUGCAGUUAGUGCUUUUUAUGCUAUAUUAGGAUGGAUUUGUAAUUUACUGUAUCCUAAUAAAAGCAUGGCCUAAAUUCUGUUCAUUUACUUUUAUCCAGAGAUAAUUCUUGUUUGUGGUAGUCUUUAUCUACUCACUUUGAUCAAUCUAUACAUAGUAUAUAUACAUAACCUUCUCUAUCUUCUUUGGUUCUGUAAAUGAAAAUUAUGAUUGCUAGA